Molecule: messenger RNA, 246 nt
Organism: Acanthoscelides obtectus
Lineage: Eukaryota; Metazoa; Arthropoda; Insecta; Coleoptera; Chrysomelidae
Source: the annotation of a GenBank genome assembly
AUGAAGAGGAUAUUUUUCAAAGUCAGUGAGGUUCAUGGUAAGCGUUCAGUCAGAGUUAAGGCAAUGGAGAACGUCAUCUAUGAGGGAGAUGAAUCAUACCAAAAUUUGAACAAAAAGUCAUUCACCAAUACUAUGUUAUGUAGGAUGCAGCCACAAACAUUGCCUCUGGGAAGGCCCUUAUCUGACAAAAAGAACGAUGUUGAUAGGCUUAUGCAGGCUGUUUUUGAAAACUGGCAAAAUCGAUAA